This is a messenger RNA of Acanthisitta chloris (rifleman), 1101 nucleotides long. RefSeq names its product G protein-coupled receptor 34 (gene GPR34). Lineage: Eukaryota; Metazoa; Chordata; Aves; Passeriformes; Acanthisittidae. The record is from RefSeq and is a predicted model, not a curated record. Gene Ontology annotation, biological process: G protein-coupled receptor signaling pathway. Bases 1 to 1101 code for a protein of 366 amino acids. Gene Ontology annotation, molecular function: G protein-coupled purinergic nucleotide receptor activity. The transcript has a single exon. Gene Ontology annotation, cellular component: membrane.
AUGGCUGCAGCAGCAGGUGCUUCACUGACCACCCUGGCCAAAAAUGCCUCAGAAAUCCAAAAUGAUGGCAGUUGUCCCUUAGACGACGACUCACUGUCACUCACUUUGAUAGUUUUUUUCUCUAUUAUUUUUGUUGUUGGAUUGGUUGGAAAUAUUAUAGCCCUGUUUGCCUUCCUGUGCAUUCAUCAGAAACGGAAUUCUAUCCAAGUUUACUUGCUAAACGUAGCUGUUGCAGACCUUCUGCUGAUCUUCUGCCUUCCCUUGCGAAUAUUCCAUCAUGCUAACGACAACAACUGGCUGUUUGGACGCAUUUUAUGCAAGAUUGUAGGAACCCUGUUUUACAUGAACAUGUAUAUUAGCAUAAUCCUGUUGGGACUCAUUAGUCUAGAUCGUUACAUAAAAAUAAAUAAGUCUGUGAGGUGUUCUAAAAUGUUAACUACGACACGAAGUGUACAGAUUUGUUGCAUGGUGUGGGCAGUUGCACUGACAGGAUUUCUAGUAGUGGUUGCACCAUCUUUUUUUAAGAGUGACGACAGCAAUUCUACUCUGUGCUUUCAUUACCGAGAUAAACAGAAAGCAAUGCCAGAAGCAAUUUUAAAUUAUAUUACUGUCAUCAUUUUUUGGAUCGUUUUCUUCCUUUUGAUCCUUUCGUAUGUUAAAAUUGCAAAGAAACUUCUGAAAAUUUCCAAGAAAAGAGCAAAUUUUCCCAACGCUGGAAAAUACACCAAGACGGCAAGAAAUUCUUUCAUCGUCCUCAUCAUUUUCACUGUCUGUUUUGUUCCUUAUCAUAUGUUCCGGUUUGUCUACAUCACAUCACAGCUCCGAGACACACCCUGUUAUUGGAGGGAGAUCAUUCACAAAUGCAAUGAGGUGAUGCUCAUCUUUUCAUCGUUCAACAGCUGCCUAGACCCAGUUAUGUACUUCCUAAUGUCCAGGAGCGUCCGUAAGACUGUAUUCCAACUGAUCUGCAGAAAACUCCACAGAGAUUCAAGCCUAAAUCUGGAAAGCACUUCAGACAUAAGACUUGGACAAUAUACCCAAGAGCGAUUAUCUACUACUACUCCCCACUCGAGUUACUCAAGGAAGAAGUCUCUGGUUUGA